AUGUCCUCUAAGUUGUCUUCUUCUGCUCCAUCUUUCAUAUCCAUUGUGGAAUCAUAUACAUUUUCAGUUGGAGAGACAGUUGGAAACAAACAACUCCCACAUCGCGUGCAUUCUCAAGUUAGCUAACUCCCAUAGAUUGAUACAAAAAUUUUAAUUGAUGGGGCUAUUGCUCUCAAGGGCCUUGGAGGAGUUCUUUUCAUAUUUGGCAGCUCUUUUGGAGCUCUCCUUCUGCUCCUGCAUCACCUUAUUACUACUCCUAUCCACUAUGAUUUUUACAAUUAUGAGAGCGAGGACAAAGAAUUUACUCAACUUUUCAUCAAAUUUACACAGAAUAUGGCUCUCUUUGGUGCUUUGUUGUUUUUCAUCGGCAUGAAGAACUCCAUCCCUAAAAGGUAA
Vigna angularis (adzuki bean) is the source of this 396-nucleotide messenger RNA. RefSeq lists its product as uncharacterized. The record is from RefSeq and is a predicted model, not a curated record. NCBI's taxonomy places the organism in Eukaryota, Viridiplantae, Streptophyta, Magnoliopsida, Fabales, Fabaceae.